AUGGUCCGCUUCAACUCUGCAGCCCUUCUGGGCUCUGCCAUGGUUGGCCUGAGCAGCGCAGCUGGCGCUGGCACCAAGGCUGAGUACGCCUCCGGCGAGGUUCAUCACCGCAUCAUGGGCAUUAAGAUGUCUUUGGAGGCUCAAUGGGAGGCCGAGGCAGAGGCCGGUCUGAUGGACAGCGCCCGCUACCCCGAGCUCGAUUACACCCCUUGCGUGGACGGCUUUGCUGCUGCCAUUCCCGGGGAUGCUAACCACACUUUCCGGUGCAGAAAUGUCGACCUAUACCACUUCCUGUCUCACGAAGCCCUUGGCAGCUGGGGAGGACGAGGCUCUUCGUCCUGGGGUUGGACCUCAGCCGAUGGCAGAGAGUUCGUUGCCAUUGGCCAGUAUGAUGGCACCGCGUUUGCCGAGAUCAGCAAGGAAGGCAAGCUUGUGUACCUUGGUCGCCUGCCUCAGUACGACGCCAUUGGCUCGAACUGGAGAGAGAUUCGUAUCGUUGGAGACAUCGCGGUCAUUGGAUCCGAGGCCAUCAAGCACGGUGUCCAGUUCUUCGACAUGAAGAAGAUCCUUGACCUCGACCCUGCGAACCCUAAGAACUUCACCCAAGCCGAGCUCACCGGCCACUGGGAUGAACUUCCCGUCGGCCGAACGCACAACAUUGUUGUAAACCAGGAGCUCAACUAUGCCAUUGCUUGCGGUUCUGUUGGUGGAAACGAAACGAUCCGUGUCAGAGACGAGUUGCCCUGCCGCGGUGGCUUGAUCUUUCUCGAUAUCAGCGACCCUACCAACGUCACGAGCCCCGGUUGCGCCGCCGGUGACGGCUACGUCCACGACGCCGAGUGCCUUGUCUACCGUGGCCCUGACGCCCGUUACUACGGCAAAGAUAUCUGCUACGGCUACAAUGAGGACACGUUGACAAUCUACGACGUCACGGACAAGAACGGCAACGUCACUAACAUCAUCUCCAUCAGCGACUUCCCGGGUGCCCAGUACGUUCACCAGGGUGUUGUGAACAACGAGACUUGGCAAGAGUACCUCUUCCUGGAUGACGAAUUCGACGAGCGUGACGCCAAGGUUGGCCCAAUGACUCAGGGUCUCCCUACGACGCACAUCUUUGACAUCCGUGACCUGGAGAACCCCGUCUACACCGGCAACUACGCCGGCAAGACCCGCUCCAUUGACCACAACCAGUACAUCGUUGGCGGCUACCUGUACCAGUCCAACUACGGCAACGGCCUGAACGUGCUCGAUGUCUCGAGUGUCACAAAAGAUCCUACCGGUGCUGGCAUUUGCGAGGCUGGCUUCUUUGACAUCUACCCCGAGGAUGACGAGGAGGUGGGCGGCGGAAAGGUCCAGUUUGCUGGAUCCUGGUCGUCCUACGCCAACUUCAAGUCUGGCUUCAUCUUCGUCCACACCAUCGAGCGUGGCAGCUUCGUCGUCAAGAUGACCUCCAAGGAGUGCCCCAAGGCCCCCGUCUGCAACGCCGAUAACUGCCUCCGCGCCCUGCGCGCCAACAGCGUCCCCGGUCGUCUGGAGGAAUCCACCGAGUUCUGCGGCAACUUUACCACCCGCCAGAGAACCGAGGAGAGCCUGCUGCCCGAGUAUGCCUCUAAAGCCUGCGUUGAGAACAAUGACAAGAAGCCCGUCGAGAGGGUUAGCAGUGCUUGUGCGUGUAUCCCCACGCCUGUUGUGCCCGAGCUGCCCAGGACGACGACUCGUCCUCCUGUACCAACCGUGCUGCCUCCCAAAGCAUAG
Molecule: messenger RNA, 1755 nt
Organism: Colletotrichum spaethianum
Lineage: Eukaryota; Fungi; Ascomycota; Sordariomycetes; Glomerellales; Glomerellaceae
Exons: 3
Coding region: 1-1755 (584 amino acids)
Cellular component (GO): extracellular region
Source: RefSeq, a predicted model, not a curated record